Molecule: messenger RNA, 1622 nt
Organism: Amborella trichopoda
Lineage: Eukaryota; Viridiplantae; Streptophyta; Magnoliopsida; Amborellales; Amborellaceae
Source: RefSeq, a predicted model, not a curated record
AAGUUUAUACAGAAAAAGAGCAUCUCAGUAUUCAUCUCAGUAUUCACAAAUCGAUGAAAAAAUGUUUUUUUUGAAGCUUUAAUCUGACCGAUUCAUUCAAUUCUCAAUCCAGAUUGCCGAUUCGAAUCGAUUAUUGAGAUGCCCGAUCCGGGUCACCGAUCCGCUUUUUAAACCGUUGGUUUUAUCUAUUUAUCGGGCUUUUAAUACAGAGAAAAUAACUUAAAUACUUGCAUCAGGGCUUCAUCCGGAGAUGGGAGAAUCGAAAUUGGAGGAUAUGCCACUUCCUGCUCUUUUUGAGCAGGCUCGGAAAGUACACAUCUUAGCAACAGAAGAGACUGCGGAUCCUGAGAGUUUGAAGAAGGCAUGUGAAGCCUUGGAACAUUGUGAGGAAAUGAUAAGCAAGCUAGGACUUUUCUCAUCAAAUGAGUCAAAGGAGGACAUUAGUACAACUGAUCUAAAGUAUUUACUGGUUCCUUUCUAUCUGGGAGAAUUGACAGAAAACAUUGCACAGACUGAUAGGAUUCAGGCUCUUAAGAUUUCUCAACAGAGACUGAAGGAGUUCAUUUCAGUUUGUGAAAGGCUAGAACUUGUGCCGGAAGAGGAACUGACUUCUGUUCAGGAGGGACCGGAUACACUUGUUGCGCGAAGGGAGAAAAAGGUUGCACGCUAUAGACGUCAAAAGGCUGCUGAAGCAAAGCUUCAAGAUAUGAAGGAGCGGAAAGAACGUCGAGGGCGAUCUUCUCGAGCAGCUGCUUUGACUACUCCUAUUGAGACUGGUGAGGAAGAUGUCCUGGAUGAUGAUGGUGAGGAAGAAAGGGAGGCAUGGCUUACUACAAUCUCUUUGGCGCUCUGUAAGGCCUUUGAUUUACUUGACAUGUUUAAGAUGGAGGAACAAAUGCUUUCUGUUAUGAGGGAAAAGCAGUUACAGGCUGGAAAUGACGAAAUAAAUCAGGACAUCCUAGAUGAGCGUGCAAAAAGAGCGGAAAUGUGGCAUAGAAAGGCUGCUAGCCAAGCACGGUUCACAAAACCGGCACCACCCAUCACAUGUGCCACUUUUGCGCAAGAUGUCUUGGAAGGCAGAGCAAAGGCUUCUCAAGCCCAUGAACACAAGCACGAACCUCUGACAUUUGGACCUGCCAGCCUCAUAAGUGGAAACCUGACUACUGAAAGGGAGAGGAUGGCUGCCCAGGUCUUUCAGCCUGGUUACAGAUUACCCACAAUGAGCAUUGAAGAAGCAGGGUUGAGAGAGAUGGAAAUGAUGAACAAAUGGCAAGAGAGAAAUGCCAAACUCAUGGAGGAGGCCAACUCGUCAUGGUACAGUGACGGCCAUAAUAAUAAGCCACGCAAUGAUGAUGAUGAUGAUGACGAUGAUGAUGCGGCAGUGCAGAAGGCAAGGGCAUGGGACGACUGGAAAGAUGAUAACCCUCGAGGAGCUGGCAACAAGAAGCUCACCCCAUGUGGUUAAAUGCCAUGCCGAUCCCAAACGAUUCUUGCAAUUCUGAGAUAGAUGAUAAAAGGAUUAGGAUGGCUUGUAUUUGUUUCAUACGGUGGAAGAGAUGUUGCUUUUGUUAACUUUUUGUUUUUGUUGUUUUGAGGAUCAAUUAUUUUUGUAAAAUUUUAUC